AUGGCUAAGACCCUGGAAGCUCGCUUCGAGCAUCUGUCCAUGAAAGACGAGAAAGAUGGAAAUCAAAUCUACAAGCAAAAGGCCCCAAUCUCCUCCCAGUCGAAUAGUAAUUCGAAUCGGGCACAAUUAUUGAAGUUGGCUCUGCAAAACAACAAUGAAAACAAGGCAAAUGCUAUGAACGUUCCUGCCUCGCCAGGUAGAGGAUCCCAUGGCGCAUUGGUGACCCGAAGCACCGACGAAAACGGCGAUCAGCGCACAACAUCUUCACUCUGCGAUCAGCCCACCCCUAAAGAGCUGCACCUAGGAAUGUUUGAAAUCGGCAAGCCUCUAGGCAAGGGUAAGUUCGGACGGGUUUACCUUGCCAAAGAGCGCUCCUCCGGCUUUGUCUGUGCGCUCAAGGUGCUGCAUAAGUCCGAGUUACAACAAGGAGGUGUCCAGAAGCAGGUCAGGCGCGAGAUAGAGAUACAAAGCAACCUGCGUCACCCCAAUGUCCUGAGGCUCUACGGUCACUUCCAUGAUAGCAAAAGGAUCUUCUUGAUCCUGGAGUUUGCUGGCCGUGGUGAGCUUUACAAGCAUCUUCGCAAAGAGCAUCGAUUUCCGGAAUGGAAGGCUGCACAAUAUGUCGCACAAAUGGCCGCAGCAUUGAAAUAUCUGCACAAAAAGCACGUCAUGCACCGUGAUAUCAAGCCUGAGAACAUCCUCGUUGGUAUUCAUGGGGAGAUCAAAAUCAGCGAUUUUGGCUGGAGUGUUCACGCCCCCAACAACCGACGCCAAACCAUGUGUGGAACUCUCGACUACUUGCCCCCAGAGAUGCUCAAGCCUGGCUCCCAGGACAACUAUUAUAGCGAGAAGGUGGAUCUGUGGAGCUUGGGUGUCUUGACCUACGAGUUCCUGGUCGGUGAGGCGCCAUUUGAGGAUACCCCCGUUAUGACCCAACGGCGCAUUUCUAGAGCAGAUAUGUCUGUUCCUUCCUUCGUAAGCCCGGAGGCGAAGGACCUUAUCAAGAAGCUUCUUGUUCUUGACCCUGCAAAGCGAAUUCCGCUCGAGGAGAUUCAACGUCAUCCUUGGAUUGUCAAGCACUGUGUGAAAGAUGACCGGAAACGGAGCUCUUCUAAGGAUACCAGAGCAUGA
Messenger RNA from Penicillium paradoxum, 1131 nucleotides. RefSeq names its product aurora family serine/threonine-protein kinase. Gene Ontology annotation, molecular function: ATP binding; protein kinase activity. Lineage: Eukaryota; Fungi; Ascomycota; Eurotiomycetes; Eurotiales; Aspergillaceae. Bases 1 to 1131 code for a protein of 376 amino acids. Gene Ontology annotation, biological process: protein phosphorylation; regulation of cytokinesis; mitotic spindle organization. The record is from RefSeq and is a predicted model, not a curated record. The transcript has 3 exons. Gene Ontology annotation, cellular component: chromosome passenger complex; spindle midzone; spindle pole centrosome.